Molecule: messenger RNA, 1352 nt
Organism: Lotus japonicus
Lineage: Eukaryota; Viridiplantae; Streptophyta; Magnoliopsida; Fabales; Fabaceae
Exons: 1
Coding region: 61-1080 (339 amino acids)
Molecular function (GO): enzyme inhibitor activity
Source: RefSeq, a predicted model, not a curated record
AAUCCUAAGCCAAUUUUCCUCUUGUCUAGCCUCUAUCAAUCUACCAACCUUCAAGAAAUAAUGAAGCUCAACAAAAACAACAACAAUCAAAUUCCUUUCAUUAACCUCUCACUGUUAUCCACAAUAAUCCUCAUAUGCUUUACCAUAGAUAAAUGUGGAGCUCACCAAAUCAAUGACACAUCACCCAAAAUUGAAACAAAGUCAGCUAAUUCUCACCAUGCUCAUCCUCCAAAGGAAAGCCACCAUGCUCAUCCUCCAAAGGCAAGCCACCAUGCUCAUCCUCCAAAGGCAAGCCACCAUGCUCAACCUCCAAAGGCAAGCCACCAUGCUCAACCUCCAAAGGCAAGCCACCAUGCUCAUCCUCCAAAGGCAAGCCACCAUGCUCAACCUCCAAAGGCAAGCCACCAUGCUCAUCCUCCAAAGGCAAGCCACCAUGCUCAUUCUCCAAAGGCAAGCCAUGUAGAGAAACCAAUUUCCUUCCCUCCUUCUGGAGCACCCCAAGCCCAAAAUCCAUCAUCAGGAGAAGACAAUUCUGGCCAUUCUUCAUCAUUCUCCGAUGCUUUCUCAGACAUCCUGAAAGGAGACCUUGACCAUGACCACAAAUCAGACAAGAAACACAACAAAAACAAUAAAAAUACUGCAUUGCAACAAAUAUGUUCCCGCACACACUACCCUGGCAUUUGCCUUGCUACCAUUCCACAUUUGUUAAACCACAAAACCAAGAUUGAUGUUGUUAGUGUCCUUGAAGCUUCCAUAAAGGCAUGUUCUUUCCAAGUAAAGUUGACUAUGAGCAAGGUGGCAAAACAUUCCGCGAAAUCGCCGGAGCUUGCUGACGCGCUCGGUGAUUGCAAGGAAAAAUACCAUAAUGUUUUGAAGAAUCUUAGGAAAGCAAUGCAUGCCGUCUCAUCUCAUGAUUUUGGUAAAGUUAAUAUGAUUCUUAGUGGUGUCAUGGCGGACGUUUCAACGUGUGAAAGCCAGUUUGAGGAUCUUAAAUCAUCCCCGAUCAAGUCGAAAAGCCAUGGUUUAGUUAGCAUCAUGGUCAACAAUUGUCUUUCCCUCACUUCUUUGAUUCACCAUUAAUAAGCGUGUGCACGCUCUAUCCAAGUUGGGCAUUGAGAAUUAAUAUAUGUAUGUAUAAUAUAGUAUCGUGUAAGAAAAUACUAAGCUAGUUUCUUGAUUAGGGUAUGAACUCCUAUGAGAGUGUGAAAUGUAUAUAUGCAUUUCCCCCUUUUGCUAGAUAUUGUUUUUAAAUCAUGUUUUCAUCCCCUAAUGGGAGUGGAUUAGUCAAAGUGUAAUAUCAUCUUCAUGUUGUAUAGAAGUGAUUUUUUAUGUCAAAACAAGAACUUGUAUAA